ACUGCCUAUCGUUUUUAUCUUUGGGAACUGAUCCUGGGACUUCGCAACGCCUCUGCGCUCAAAUAUUGGUCCUUCGAGCCGGAUUUACUGCUUCCCCAAAAGCUUCUCCAGCCUUCGAGCACGGCAUCGCCUUCACCAGGAAAUCACAAGAUAAAGAUGAAGCUGCUCCGUGAGCAAAAUGCUGUACUGAUGCAAAAACUUGAUGUAAUGGCGGAGGAGCUCGCAGAAGCCACCGCCCUUAUCAAAGUGAGCGUAAAGGUGGAGGAGGUCCCGGCUGCUAUGAGCUUACCAAUAAAGUCGGAGGAGGAGCUCGAUCGUUUUGGGGAGUCAUUGACUCAUCAAAUUCAAGAUUUCUACAUAAAUAAAGUUCGGAAGAUGCUUGGAAGCUGCCCACUAUCAAAAUGCCUUAAAAACAUAAUAGAUGAAGACACCAUUAAGUUAUACAACUUAGAUGGGACAUGCGGGAAAAAGCGGCUCAAAAAUAGAGCUGGGAUUUAUUCGAUUCUCAAAGAAGCAUUAGAGCAGAUAAAUUCAAUAGACUCGGCAGAUAGGUCAAUAAGAAAGGCGAUACAAAAUGUAAAAAACAACAUCACAAAGAAGAAGACCAGAAAUAAAUAA
Molecule: messenger RNA, 618 nt
Organism: Drosophila obscura
Lineage: Eukaryota; Metazoa; Arthropoda; Insecta; Diptera; Drosophilidae
Exons: 4
Coding region: 157-618 (153 amino acids)
Source: RefSeq, a predicted model, not a curated record